UUCCUUUCAUAGUCAUAUCCACAUAGCUAUUUAGACAUACUAUACCAUUGCGAUAGAAAGUCAUGUUCACUGGUAAAUAGGAAUUUAGCUUGUGAGGUCAACAAUGGCCUUGGCGACGGGCGCGGCUCCUAUGGACGUCAACCUUCCGUCCUUUCCUAAGAACAUUAUGCUGGAAAUAGUAUCAAAGUCCGUGGAGGGAACGUGCCUGCAUGACAGGCUCCCGCUUGCCAUGUGUCCAUGGACCGAGGACUCCCUGGCGGCUGCUCUUCAAAACGGUUCAGCUGAUACCUUCUUCCUUUAUGAAGAGGGUGGCGCGAGCCAACAGAGUGCGCGGAUCGUUGCUAGCAUCGCUCUGGUACUUAAGGACCAUGUCCUGCGGCGCUUUUGUUGCCGCGCGGAUGUCGUGGCGGCAUUGGAGGAAUUCAAGUGCACCAUGCUAGUAUGCGGCAGCUUUGCCGUUAACGAGGACGGCAGCAUGGUGACUUGGACACUUUCCCACAGCAAGGCGUGCCGUGUGGCAGGAACAGAGCAGUCCGGAUAUGACGGGCUCACCCGGGUACAGGCGGACAACCUGGCGGCAAGGGCAGCGCCUUCCACCCUCACCAAUGCAACGGGGGUCACAGCAGGAACGGAGGCGACCCGCUCAAAAAGUGCCACGAUGACAUUUGGCAAAUUGGAGACGGCCGUGUCUGGGCUAUUGGACCCAGCUGUGACCCAAUCGCAGCGCAUCCAGUAUUGCAAAGCAAUUGACGCUGAGUGCAGGA
Messenger RNA from Astrephomene gubernaculifera, 764 nucleotides. The record is from the annotation of a GenBank genome assembly. NCBI's taxonomy places the organism in Eukaryota, Viridiplantae, Chlorophyta, Chlorophyceae, Chlamydomonadales, Astrephomenaceae.